CGUAUGUUGUCAAUUUCCAGCGAACGGGACAAGAGUUGCGAGGUUUUUCAGUGCGUGUGUGAUCUCGUGCGGUUUUCGAAUAACAGUUCUAUAUUUUUUCGUUUUUCUCACAAAAUACUACGAAUAUGUCUACUGUGGCGAGUACUCUAUCCCUUGCGGGAACGCGGACAUCCGGUGCACCGGUUCGCACACAAAAUGUUAUGGCAGCAUCAUCCAUAGCCAACAUCGUCAAAUCAUCUCUGGGACCGGUCGGUCUCGAUAAAAUGCUUGUUGAUGACAUCGGAGAUGUCACGAUCACUAACGAUGGUGCCACUAUAUUGCGAUUGCUAGAGGUAGAGCAUCCUGCUGCAAAAGUUCUGUGCGAAUUGGCCCAGCUGCAGGAUGAAGAAGUCGGAGAUGGCACCACAUCCGUUGUGAUCAUUGCUGCCGAACUACUGAAAAACGCUGAUGAGUUGGUAAAACAAAAGAUUCAUCCGACCUCGAUUAUCGCCGGAUAUCGUCUUGCUUGUAAGGAAGCCUGCAAGUACAUCUCGGAACAUCUGACCGCUCCAGUUGAUGAGUUGGGACGCGAAACGUUAGUUAGCGUUGCAAAGACCUCAAUGAGCUCUAAAAUCAUUGGAGCCGAUGCGGAUUUCUUCUCGGCAAUGGUGAUCGAUGCAGCCCAGGCGGUUAAGAUUAUAGAUCCCAAGGGUAAUCCGGCAUACCCCAUCAAGGCGGUGAAUGUACUGAAAGCUCACGGCAAAUCGGCCCGAGAAAGUAUACUCGUUCAGGGAUAUGCGUUGAAUUGUACCAUCGCCUCGCAGCAGAUGCCGAAGAAAAUAACCAACGCCAAAAUUGCCUGUUUGGAUUUUUCUUUGCAAAAGACCAAAAUGAAGAUGGGCGUCCAGGUUUUGAUCACUGAUCCCGAGAAGCUUGAAGGCAUUCGUGCUCGGGAACUGGACAUUACGAAGGAGAAAAUCGAGAAAAUUUUGGCUACCGGUGUUAAUGUUGUGCUAUGUAGCGGAGGAAUCGAUGAUCUCUGUCUGAAAUACUUUGUUGAAGCAGGCGCUAUGGCGGUCAGACGCGUGAAGAAAUCGGACCUAAAACGCAUUGCCAAAGCUACCGGUGCUGCUUUCCUUACAUCGCUGACUAACAUGGAGGGCGAAGAAAGCUUUGAAUCGAGCUACGUUGGCGAGGCUGCAGAAGUUGUGCAGGAAUUCAUCUGUGACGAUGAAUUAAUUCUUAUCCGUGGUCCGAAAGCUCGCACUGCUGCGUCUAUUAUUCUGCGUGGACCGAACGAUUUUUACUGUGACGAAAUGGAACGAUCCAUUCAUGAUGCGUUGUGUGUAGCGAAACGUGUCCUGGAAGGCAAAAAAGUCGUUGCCGGCGGUGGGUGUGUGGAGGCUGCCCUCUCAAUCUAUCUGGAAAACUUUGCUACGUCUCUCAGCUCCAGAGAGCAGCUUGCUAUCGCCGAAUUCGCAAAGUCCUUGCUGGUUAUUCCGAAAACACUUGCAGUCAAUGCAGCUAAGGAUGCUACCGAUUUGGUGGCCAAACUGCGCGCGUAUCACAAUUCCAGCCAGACCAAAGUAGAUCACGCUCACCUCAAGUGGUACGGUCUAGAUCUGAUUGAUGGGGUUGUGAGGGACAACAAAAAAGCAGGAGUACUCGAACCGGCAAUGUCAAAAAUCAAAUCACUCAAAUUUGCAACCGAAGCUGCAAUUACGAUUCUGCGCAUCGACGAUAUGAUCAAGUUAUAUCCCGAAGAGAAACCGGGCAAGAACUAUGGCGAUGCGUGUGCUGCUGGUGAACUAGAUGGUUAGACAUCUUCCCCAUAAGCUAUUAUAUUUAGGCUGCCUUCCUUCUCACAAUAACCUUCUCCGUUCUUAACAAAUGCACCAUCCUCUUCUUCAUUCGUUUGCAAUGCAUUAAUUUAAGUCAUAUCCAUACGAACUUGACGUUCUCACUUGUGUUUGUUACUUAGAACACAAAUGCUGCUGGAACGAUCAGAUCAUACAAGUACAUAACACAAUAAAAAUAACAAACAAUGGAUUACGUUAAAAUGA
Molecule: messenger RNA, 2042 nt
Organism: Toxorhynchites rutilus septentrionalis
Lineage: Eukaryota; Metazoa; Arthropoda; Insecta; Diptera; Culicidae
Gene: CCT1
Product: T-complex protein 1 subunit alpha
Exons: 3
Coding region: 126-1799 (557 amino acids)
Biological process (GO): protein folding
Cellular component (GO): chaperonin-containing T-complex
Molecular function (GO): ATP binding; ATP hydrolysis activity; ATP-dependent protein folding chaperone
Source: RefSeq, a predicted model, not a curated record